ACAGUUUGUUGUCGCCCAGCAACUAGGAAACAAAGCGCAUGCGCAGUGUUUAAUCGGUUGAGCUGGACCAGGCGUAAUAUAAAUGCCUCGUACACUAUUGAAAUAAGUCCUCGAAUGAUGUUGGGAAGUACAAUCAUAAACCAUCGACAGCAUAUUGGACUGCAGAAACUGUUGGCGCUGGCAGGAAUCUCACAUUCCUCUUUGGGCCCUUGUAUAAAGUACAAGUUUAUCCAAGAUGACAAGAGUGGGGAGUCUGCUCUUGUGUGCUCGUGUUUUCGCAUUAUUGAGACCAUGGAGCUGACCUGUGCAGUGGGUCAGCUUGUUUAUGAGACUAUUCAAGCCCACCAGAAGGUCUACCAUACAGGGUCGGGAUGCCUGCUGUUCCUAGCGGGGGCCUGGAGCCGUGUUGCCCUGGACUGUCUUCAGAGAGGAAUUUCAGUAGGGAACAUAAUCUCAGCAAUGUCUGAAGGGAUGGAUGUAUGUCUGGAUGCUUGCAGGAAAUGUGCCGUUUCAAUUGAUGGUCUGGGCGUGACAUCGUUAGAGAGUUGUGCUGUGAAAGUGUCCAAGAAACCCAUCAAACAUUCAUCGCCUGCAUUGUGCAGCAUGCAGGGAACAAUAAAGUUUGACGUCAAGACUCUGACCGUCGAUGAACAGAGAAAAAUAAAACUCAGCAGACAUUUUUGUGAGAUGAAGUCUGAAGAUGUCUCCAAAGUAUUGCUACAGUCUCCUCAGCCUAAGCUUCCUGACAUUGUACACAUUGCUGAGGGACUGAGUCAUGGUUGUGAUGAUGCAAUGAAACUUGUAGUCGAAGUUAUUCGGAUGCAGUCAAAAACUAAUCAAGAAGAUGUGAGCUAUCCCAUGUUUGACAUUACUAAAGUGGUGACUUGUAUGCUCCCUGGUUUACCAGAGGAUCAUGGGUGCGUUGUAUUUGGCUGUGUUGUUCUUUUAUCUGCUGAACAGGCUACAGUCGCUCAUCACUUAAAAGAACAACAACUGAAGGUUGUUCUCAUAAAUGGAGAUUUAUCACAUACUUACCGCCAUCUUGGCUUUAACAGGCCGACAGGUAUGCACCGUGUGAGGGAUCAUAUAGAUUUUUCGAGUUCGAGCAAAGAGGACGAAUGGGUGGAACGGACUGUGACACAUCUGCUGAACCUGGAAGUGAACCUGAUACUAAUCCAUGGGCACGCUUGUGAAAAAGUGAUUCAGCACUGUUUUAGGCAUCGUAUACUUGUAGUGGAAAAUGUGAAGGCUUCUGUUUUGAAGACAUUUGCCAGCUUGUCUGGAGUUGUUCCGGUAACCUUUGCUGCGCAACUGAGCAAGCAAAAUGUUGGCACUGGGGCAAAGGUUGCAAUAUGGAAAGACCUCAGUAGCCACGAGAAGUACUCCCUGGCUGUGAAUAUCUCAACUGGCAGCAACAGCAGGCUAGUUACAGUAAUCCUUACGAGCUCUAUACAUGGAAAGCUUCAGGCCCUGGAGGACCAGUUUUGGGCCUGUGCUUAUCGCUUACACUAUGCACUAAAAGACAGAGCUCUUCUACCAGGGGCGUGUGGGACAGAAAUGCUUUGCAUUCAUCACCUACAAAAGCGAGUGGAGUAUCAUGUCAUGUGUCACAGAGAAAAGAACGGUGAGAGAGGAACCAACCACUACAGGCGUGUAGUGUUGGACCUCAUGGCAGAUGGUUUAAUAGAUUACAUAUCCACUGUAAUGGUUAACACUGGAAGAAUUUCAAAAGUCAAAGCUAGGACUGAGGUGUGCCAACAACUGCAGGACUAUCUAGGCAAUGCUGCAAAGUCCCCACAACUUUUCUUAAACAGUGAAUAUCAGGAUAAUGAAGUCUUCACAGCACCAAAACCCAAUGAAGCACGAGCAGUGGAAAUCUAUGAUAAUCUGAGCGUGAAACAGGAAGCAUGGAGGAAAGCCUUAGAUCUUGUUUUCUUGGUUUUACAGACGGAUGCAGAGAUUAUCACAGGCGUAGACCAAAAAACUGAGAUUGCCGAGAACAGUCUCUUGCUGUUGUGAUGUUCAUGUAGAAUAUUCAGCCAAAAGAUUUCACUCUACAAGACAAACUGUUUUUUUCUUCCCAAACAAAGUGAUUUGUAAAAUAUGCUGUAAAUAAUACAGUGAAGGGCUUUUGAAAAAUGUUAUUACCUAUUUUCUGCCACAAGGGGGAGACAUCCUCUUUCUGAAUGUCUUCAGAAUUCUUUCUAAAACUUAUAUAUUAAAAAAAUAAUAAAUAAUAAAGUUAUGUUGAAUAACCAAGAAAUGUAGUUUUUCUUAUUUUUAAUUAACUUGGCCUUGUGUCCUCUGUCAUUAUGAUUCUCUAUUCUCCCUGGAAAUUCCCUUAAACAUUACUUUUUUUUUAUAAUAAAACAAUCAUGACUAACCUGAUCUAGGUUAUACAUAUCCUUGAACACAUGUUGACUUCGCACACAUUUCAGGCCGGGAAAAAUACUGCUACAUAUCCAAACCCACAAUUAGAUUUCCUGCUCGAGGGCUGAAUUUUGUUGUGCUUCUUCGUCUUCGAGCACUUGCUUAAUGAUAUUUGCCUAAGUUUCAUUAAGUGUCUCCAGUUUGGCUAUUACUGCUCACAUUGAAUGCUGACACUGCUUCUGUGCCAGGUGCGGCUCUUUUAUGACUUUCUGUGUCAUAAUUGGCAUGGUUGAUGCAGAAGGAACACCUCCAGACAGAGUAAAUGUUUUGGGUUAAGUCUUACUAGUGUCUGUGCUUUAAAAUACAUUUUCAGAGGUGAUGUCAGUUAUUCGAAUCCUGGAAAUCUUUCAUUAACACUUUCCCUCCUACAUAAUCACCUAAAGGUCACAUAAAUAUUUUGAAAGUCUGCAGUUUGGGCAGCUUUUAGAGUACUUAUACAUAUACAGAAAUUUGUAAUAGGCUAUUCAUACAAUACCUAUAUUAAGAUAAGUAAAAAUGAUUACGACUUGGAAAAUUCAAGAACUGCUCCCAAUGCACUGUUCAAUUUGGUUGGUGUCUUGAAAAAUUUCCCUUUUUUGCAUGUUGUGUUUUAGAGGUGACGGUUUCAAUGACUUGCGUGGUCUUCCAUUUCCUCUGAGGUCACAGAGAGCAAAGCUCAUUACACCCUAAAAAUAGUUCAGUGAAAUAAAAGUGUUACAAAGGUUUUACGGUGGAGACGGAAUAGUCUUGACUCAGACAUCAUUCAGUGUUGUUGCAGCAUUGAGAGGGGAGGGCAUGACAUAACGUAACACACACAACACUGGGGAGGAAGGUUGGAACGCCAAAACUGGUGACACAUCCGAGAGUUCAGGGUGAGUCCACCUCCUUUCUGUCUGCACGAAUCACUUAACAAAUUUAUAUAACGUAAAACUUAAAGGGCUCUCUGAGAGAUGAUUCAGAUAGAUGGAGUAUUUAUUCUGGGCAAUGACAAGUAGGAAAUGAAAAAACUUUAAAUAUAAAAUUAUGAGGAGAAAGGCCAGCUGAGGCAUUUUUUAAAUAUAGUUUAACAUUUUUUUAAAAAGUGUGUCACAAGUUUUCUCAGAAGAGUGGCUGGCAUUUCUCUUAGAGAUAGGGUGAGGAGUUCGGCCAUCCUAUUGUAAGCUGCUGAUUACAGCCUCGCAACAAGCGUGCCAAAUGAGCAAUUCUUUAUGCCACUGAAGUAAAUGAACUGAAGCUGAAUGUUGAUCAUCUUGCUACAAACCUUCGCUCUGAGCAUUCAUGUGGAUAUUCUCUGGCAUAUAUCAUAUUCUCAUAUCAUAUAUCAGAGCUUCCCUCACCCUCAGUGGCAAUGACACCCCCUGACAGCAGCAGACUCCCUACAGCAGGAUAUAGUAGGAUACUGAACUCUGCCACACCACAAAAUUGUUCAAGAGCAGUUUGAAAUAUAAAAAAAUAGCCCAACAUGCUAAUCCUGCCUAUAGGCGCUGCAGAUCCCAUCUAAUAAAGCUUCAAUAGAAUAAACUGGAAAAGCCUGAUUCAUGGAGGCCCCAUGCCAUAACCCACAAUCCUGAAAGAACUGUAGCCAGUGUCCUGUGCCAAACCAUGGAUUAUAUGCCAGAUACUACAAGACACCGCAGUGGUACUGUGUCCUUGCUAUGAUGGAUGGGAGCUGUUUUGUGCCAACGUGAUAUCUGGCAGGUUUUUAUUUUAUCACUGAUCAGUGUAUCCAUAUGUCAUCAUUGUACCUCUCAUAUAUUUACCUUUUCCCAGUGAAAAGAUAUUUAAAUAAGUAUUCAGGAUUGUGACAAAUGCUGAUUUGAAAAUUCCUAUAUGGGCAGCAAUAGUUAAGGUAGAAGGUUGGUGGAUCCCUGAUAUGGAUCCCUGAUGCCAAAGCAUCCAAGGGCAAGAUGAUAAAACCCGACUUGCAUCUGUGUGUGUGUGUGAAUGUUAGAAAGCACACAGGUAUAGAUAAGGCAUUAUAUAAGUACUAGUCAAUUUACAUCCUUACUAGUCCCCUGGCUGUGCUGUGUAUGUAGAAAUUAACAUUUGAAAAAUUGUGUAAAAGUGUAAA
This is a messenger RNA of Haplochromis burtoni (Burton's mouthbrooder), 4480 nucleotides long. RefSeq names its product Bardet-Biedl syndrome 12 (gene bbs12). Gene Ontology annotation, molecular function: ATP binding. Bases 115 to 2019 code for a protein of 634 amino acids. Gene Ontology annotation, biological process: photoreceptor cell maintenance; chaperone-mediated protein complex assembly. The transcript is spliced from 2 exons. The record is from RefSeq and is a predicted model, not a curated record. NCBI's taxonomy places the organism in Eukaryota, Metazoa, Chordata, Actinopteri, Cichliformes, Cichlidae.